Messenger RNA from Phytophthora nicotianae INRA-310, 216 nucleotides. RefSeq lists its product as hypothetical. Lineage: Eukaryota; Oomycota; Peronosporomycetes; Peronosporales; Peronosporaceae. The record is from RefSeq and is a predicted model, not a curated record. The coding region runs from base 1 to 216 and encodes 71 amino acids. The transcript is spliced from 2 exons.
AUGCUGUUGAAGCUUGGUGACGUGGCUGGUGCAUUCCGCCAUGUAUCGAUCAACGCAGAGGUAGUACACAUGUUCUGCUUCCGGAAUAAGGACGUUCUGGUGAUCGAGCUCGCCUGCGGGUUUGGGUGCGAAGGCUCCCCACUGCAGCACGAGAUGACUUACGAUGGUUUCGCGCCGUCCUUCAUCUUCCGGAGCGCUUUAACUCCAUACCUGUAG